AUGUUUGCGGGGCUUUUUCAGUUUUAUCGUCACAAUCGUCGAAAGAUUGUCACCACCAUGGGAACCUUGACAGCCUGCUACUUUUUAAUCCGUUACAUCCUCAAUCGCCGUCGUGAAGCAUUUGAAUACCAACAAUAUUUAAUUCGUCAGAAAAUCAAGAAAAAGUAUUUGCAAACCCAACAGGAUUGUAUUUUCACGAUCGUUGGUCUUUUGCCGACACUAUCUAAAGGAAUUUAUAGCCUUGAGCCAGUAGAAGACAUCACAAAGAAGUUGAUAAGUAAACGGAAGAAAAAAGGAGAAAACGCGACAAAUACUACUGGAAGUUUGACCACUGGAACAGAGAUCAGCGUCGGAGGUACUGUUUUUGAUACCUCUGAAUCAAAACCGGAAGCUGAAUCCCCAGAUAAUAACAGUAAAUCUACAAACGAGGUUUCAAAGCAACAUCUUUGGAAUGACCUUAAGGUGAAGGCGCUAGCAAGAUUAUUGACUUCAGUUUACAGUUAUUGUUUAUUGGUAAUCUUAGUGAGAUUGCAGCUUAACCUUCUAGCUCGUAAAGAUUACUUGGAAACCGCCAUGGAAGCAGCAAACAUCGAAGUGGAAGAUUUGGUGGGGGACAGAGGUCAUGUUGAAUAUGUGGUGGAACAAUCGUAUCUUGCACUCAGUUGGUGGUUGGUUAACCAUGGAUAUGUUACGAUCUAUAAGAAGUGUACAGAGGCAAUAAAAUUGGUAUUUAAGGAUGUCAAUGCCCGGACAGAAGUGACAUUCAACGAAUUCAGCACGUUGAUUGCAAAAACCCAAGAAUUGAUUGACAAGAGCUUCUUGGUGAACAAUGAGGAUUUUAUUGAACAAUGUAUUUUGCCUCCAGAAAACAAAGAAUUUGAAGUGGUAAGCAGGCACAGAGCAGAUAUUUUGGGUAAUGACAAUGAUGAUGUGAACAUCUCGGCGGAAGAAAUUAUUGCCCACGAAAACUUCCGGGUCUUAAUAAGAGAAACCAGAGAUUACAUUAAUACUGAUGCUCUUAACAUUGUGCUUGUAAAUAUGGUUACUAGCUCAAUUGGUAAAUUUCUUAAUAAUUGUUCAGAUAUUUUAUUUGAGGAAAAUCAGGAUGAUGAUGAUCUUAAUGCAGAGAAAAUCGAGUUACAAUUGAUUACCUAUCGGAUCAAGCUUGUGAAGAUUUUAUCGAUCAUCAUGAAAGAAAACAACAAGAUUUGUGAGGCUAGUAACACAAAUGAAUAUGUUCAAGUGAUGAGUAGCGUUCCAGAGCUAGAAGAAUAUACUGCUUCUGUUUAUUCGAAUUUUUCGAUAUGA
Molecule: messenger RNA, 1308 nt
Organism: Saccharomycopsis crataegensis
Lineage: Eukaryota; Fungi; Ascomycota; Saccharomycetes; Ascoideales; Saccharomycopsidaceae
Gene: PEX3
Product: Pex3p
Exons: 1
Coding region: 1-1308 (435 amino acids)
Biological process (GO): protein import into peroxisome membrane
Cellular component (GO): peroxisomal membrane
Molecular function (GO): protein-macromolecule adaptor activity
Source: RefSeq, a predicted model, not a curated record